CUCCGCGCCUCUCCGCGCCGCUCCGCACCGCUCCGCACCGCUCCGCGGCUGCCGGGCUUCGCGGCUGCCGGCGGGAGGAGCCGCUGGGUGUCACUCUGGGCCGGGAAAGGCGCCUUCAAAAGGCGGAGGGGAGGGCAAAGCCUCCGGCAGAGCCGCCCGCCCGCCCGCCGCAGCCCCGCCACCCCACGCCACGCCACGCCGCGGCACGGGCGGCAGCCGCUCCGCUUCCCGCGGGCCGGGGCGCUCCCGGCCCUCCGCCUCGCAGCCGGAGCCGGAGCCGGGCGGCGAGUUUUGGGGUGGUGCCGGCUGCCCCCCGACCCCAGCCCCUGCGGGCGGAGGCUCCCGGCCCCGCCAGCCCAUGCGAGGAGGAUGUUGGAGAGCGGCUGCAAGGCGGUGAAGGAGGGCGUGCUGGAGAAGAGGAGCGACGGGCUCCUGCAGCUCUGGAAGAAGAAGCGCUGCAUCCUCACCGAGGAGGGGCUGCUCCUCAUCCCCCCCAAGCAGCCGCCGCCGCCGCAGCAGCCGCCGCCGCUACCGGCCGAGCCGGCGGCCAAGAUCAAGGAGCUUCACUUCUCCAACAUGAAGACGGUGGACUGCGUGGAGCGGAAGGGCAAGUACGUGUACUUCACGGUGGUGAUGGCCGAGGGGAAGGAGAUCGACUUUCGGUGCGCGCAGGAGCAGGGCUGGAACGCGGCGAUCACGCUGCAGAUGGUGCAGUACAAGAACCGCCAGGCCAUCCUGGCCGUCCGCUCCACCCGCCAGAAGCAGCAGCACUUGGCGCAGCCCCACGGCCCGCGGCUCCGCAGCGCCUCCAACUCCGCCUAGCACAGGUGAAGUUCACGCAGCGUUUCGGGGAAGCGGGACCGAGGGCGUUUCGUCGCGGGCGGACUUCGGUUGGUCAAAAACUGGGCAAAGAGCCGGAGGUGCGGGUGGGCUGGAGAGCAGCGGCUCAGCCCGAACCCCAGGGCGCUGCUGCUGCUGCUGCUGCUGCUGCUGCUGCUGCUGCUGCUGCUGGUGCCGCCGCUUCGCCGCCCUCGGUGCCGAGAAGCAUUUCAAAUCUAUUAUUUAUGAACCGUGGAAAAGAUCCUUUGGUGUGGCGGGACUUCUAGGAGACAUGAUGUACUGUAACUUUAUUUUAAUGUAUUUUAUUUUAUUUAUUAGGGUUGUUUUUUAAAAAAAAUUUUGUUUGUUUGUUUUUUGUUUCUUAAAGGCUCUUUGCAAGACAUUUCUGAAUGUAGGCUGUAUCCAAAAGGCAGAGGGAAAAAAUAUAUACGUUAGCUCCCUAAAGGAACUAAAAAGUUCUAGGUAGUUUGGCCGAUGUGCAAUUUGACAAAAGAGUUUUUCAUUUUUACCCGAAAUACCCUGUAUUAUGCUAACACGGAAAAUGUGAUGUGUGGUUUGGAAUUUGGCUGAAACCCAUACUGCAUAUGAAAACUAUUCUCUCUAAUGAGAAUAGUAAUUACUGUCUGGGUUUUCAGUGGUGGUUUUUUUUUUUGUUUGUUUGUUUUGUUUUGUUUUGAGUCUUUUUAAAAAAACCUGUUAUAUGUGGUAGAAGAUGAUAAAAUUUAUUCAUGCUUGGUUAUUCCAAAAAAUAACACUGAUUGUCAUUCUGAGACUAAAACCGAUCUAUGUAAGGUAUGAGCGGAGGGGAACCUGACCAACUUCUUUUGCGAUAGAGGAAUUGCAGUUGGAUUCCAGUUACUGGUUUGAUGUGCCUGCUCCUGGGCUGGAGCUGAGAAGCGCUUAUGAACGUUUCUUAGUGUCCAAGUUCAGGGCUCCCUCUGCACAGUGGGUUUGUAAGCAGUCUGGGCUCUCGACCUGUGUUGAAUUUUUGUGGCGGUUUUCAAAUGUCUUGCAUUAAAGUAGCCCCUAGUUUUAAAUCCAUUUUAUGUAUGUCUUAGCGUGCAAACGGAUUACUUUGGUCACAGUUUUCAUAAGCUGAAAGUUGCUCUCUAGCUGAGAUAAACUAGAUUAAUUUUGGUGUUUAGCACUGUCAGAUGUUGAGAGGGGCGCGCGAUCUCGCCUUUCAACCGUUGGCGAAGCUGUGAAGUUGGAAAACAAAGGGCUAAUUGCACAGCUGGUGUGUCUUCCUCUGUCUCUCGGGAGGCAGUGGGAGUUUGGCCGUGGAUGCUGGUGAGAGUGGGGUGAAGCAGCUCGCCCCGGUGCCGAGGAGGGAGCUGGGCACAGCCCUGUGUGCUUUCUAGGACAGGGCCCUUUAGGCGACGGGUGACUGCCCGGUGCGUGCUGCUACGGCCCGCGUUCUCCCCUUUAAAUUAAGUGGGGAGGUUGUAAGCAGGCUGAUGUGGCCCGUUAUCUUGAGUUGGAGGUAAAAAGUCGCAGCCGUGGAGCUAUUUGUUUGAACUAGCGUGGUGAGGAAAACGGCUUUUAACCCCUUUACAAGUUACAUAAAUGUAAACAAGACCUUCUAAAGCCACACAUCCAGGACUUUAUGUUUGUGUAACUGAAGGUGUAGCUUGACUGUAAAAGCCCCACAUUCUUGGUUCAAGCUGCUUCUGUAAGUGUCUAAAGCAAACGAGUGAAGUGACACUCAAAGGAAGAUCUCGGAAUUGGCCACUGCACAUGCUGGUCCCUUCCUCUGCACGCUAAGCUUAAGCUCAGCCCUCCAAGGAAUAAGUUGAGACCUCUUUUAGCCCUCCUCUUUUGUUCCUUGCCCCCAGGGGUCAGGGUGACACACCUAGAUGUGCAAAACACGUCAUGGUGCAGAAUUAAAGCCUGGAUCUCGGCAGUCCUCUGUGGCUACUCCUGAGCACAUCUUUCCCAUCCUGGCCCUUGACAAGGUUGCGUGAUGAGCUUGGGGUGGUAGAUUCCAGCUGUCCCGACAAAGUUAUUACUUUGAGACUAAUUGAAAUCGAAGGUGCCCUGCAUCUUCUAGGAUUAGAUUCGCUGUCUUGGCAAUCAUAAUAGCUAAUUUCCACAUUUCUGUACAUCUGCCAUUAUCAUUCUGCUAACGCUUGGAUGUUAGAGCUGCGAGGGGAUUCUCUAAUGAGCUAGUCAAAGACAAAAUAGACUGUAAUUUGUAAUUUGGCUCCUCUCUUUAGAGUCAUUAAUUACAGUUUACUGAGUAACUAAUCCACCUUUUCAGAUAUACAGACAUAUCGCUGAUAUCUCACCUACUAAAAUAUGUUCUAGCCUACUGAAGGAUAAAUGUAAUUGAUGAAAAUUAAUUCCUAUGUGGUCAGAGACAUGUGUAUUUCUCUAGGAGAGGCGGCUAAUCCUGUCCUCAGUCAAUGCAAACCCCUGAAUGCCACAAAAGUCUAUGGAUCUAGUCCAAAGCUAAAAUAGUGCUGCUCUUCCAGAAGUAUUUGUACUCCAAAAAUGAAAGAUGACAAUUUUAGUGAUGUAAUUGCCAUUAAGGUUUGAGAAAACGGCUUUUAUUUUGAAUUUGUUGCUCUCUUUCACUGGUUCAAGGUUAACGUCCAUCUUUUAUCUUAUGUUUCUCAUUUUAAGUUGGUCUGAAGGAUGCUCUCAAAACCGUUUGGACUGAUGUAGUUCACCAACAGACUUUUGCGGGUUGUUACUGCCUGCCGUGUUACCUUUUUAAAAGCGUCGGUGUUGGCCACACUCUUUGUGUGAGAGAUGGGCACGUCACAAAAUCCACAUUGAGCUGUUGCUGUGCCUGCAGCCUGAGCUGGUGGGAUGGGUGUAAGGAUCAAACCUCUCCCUUGCGCCUCCAGACUGUCUCCUGGAAGCUGAAUGGGAACAAAUUGGCUGGGGACCCCUGGGGACAGUGGGACCGUGUGGCUCAUGCCAUGUCAGUAUGAAUAAGGCUAAAUUGUCUGAUGUGGACAAUCCAACAACUUUCUCACGCUUUAAAUUCCAUUUUUUUUUUUAUAGUAAUUUUAGACCAAGAAAUUAUUUGCUGUUAUAAAUGAGGUAGUUCAGAGCUUUUUUUGGCUUGACCCUCUACUACUGCAUAGCCUUCAUUGGAGCUACUUCGUUAAAUACUGUCUGUCACUGCCUUGUAAGCAAUGGCUAUGAAAAUAGGGCCAGCAGAUCAUGUUCGAUCUUACUGCAGCUUUGCAGGUAAAGAAAUGAGGUUGUCCUUCCCCUUAAAAAAAAAAAAAAAAAGCCAACAGCAUGUGGCUGAAACAAAAUCAUUAGAGAAUAAACAAAAAUGCCAUUAAAACACAUACAGACAAAUACUUGGUAUAGGUAGCAAAAGUGUGGACAGUCAGUUUGUAGAGAAGUCAAAAUUACAUGUCUUAAAAAAAAAAGUGAUUAAGGGACAGAUUCGACAAGAAAAUAAAAGCUGUGGUGACCCGUAAAAUUUAGAAAUUGUAGGAAAAGGAACAUCAAGUGGAUGUUGUCUCUGAAAUCCUGAAAUAAUUCCUCAUUUUUUAAGGUUCAUGAUAUGCAAAUACCAGCUUCUGAAUUAUAGCUGCAGUGAUGUACCAAAUGUUUUCUAGCAUAUCCUAUUGUGAGCAGAAAUAUCAGUGUCGUCAAAAAAAAAUUGUGUGUAAAUAUGACUCAUAAAUGAUUUCUGAGAGAUGUGAUUUAUUUUUCAUAUUUUUCAAGAUGCAUUCCAUUUCAAAUAAAGAGGUAUCUAUUGAAAGAGCUCUUGAUAUGUUGGAGGAAUGGUUGUUUGAUGGGCUAUCUGAUUAAAGCCUGAUCUAAGCUUU
Tyto alba (common barn owl) is the source of this 4637-nucleotide messenger RNA. RefSeq names its product pleckstrin homology like domain family A member 1 (gene PHLDA1). The transcript has 2 exons. Gene Ontology annotation, molecular function: phosphatidylinositol phosphate binding. The coding region runs from base 370 to 822 and encodes 150 amino acids. Gene Ontology annotation, biological process: positive regulation of apoptotic process. Gene Ontology annotation, cellular component: nucleus. The record is from RefSeq and is a predicted model, not a curated record. Lineage: Eukaryota; Metazoa; Chordata; Aves; Strigiformes; Tytonidae.